This is a messenger RNA of Mercurialis annua (annual mercury), 1569 nucleotides long. RefSeq names its product nicotinamide adenine dinucleotide transporter 1, chloroplastic. NCBI's taxonomy places the organism in Eukaryota, Viridiplantae, Streptophyta, Magnoliopsida, Malpighiales, Euphorbiaceae. The record is from RefSeq and is a predicted model, not a curated record. The transcript has 9 exons. Gene Ontology annotation, biological process: NAD transmembrane transport. Gene Ontology annotation, molecular function: NAD transmembrane transporter activity. Bases 286 to 1236 code for a protein of 316 amino acids.
GAGACACAGAAACCAAACAAAAGCCUCACGUUUCCAUAGACUUAACUGGUCACGAAACCACACCACAACUACAAAAUUUGCAUCACAUGGUGAUGGAGCUUCUCUUCGCCUUCUAACAUUCCCUCUCGAUCUCAUCGAUCUCCUCUCCUCGUCCCUCUCAACGGGCUACUAAAAAAAAGGAAAUUUCAAAUUUGAUCCAGGCCAUGCCACUCUGCUUCUCUGCAAUUUCCCUCUCGCUAGAGGAAUCCUUGUCUUUCUCUUUUGUUGCUCCAUUUACAACAUUAAAUGUCCACCGAUUCUCCUCAUCCCCCUACUUCUCGCUGCCUCCUCUAUAAUGCCGGAGCUGGUGCCGCCGCCGGUGUUAUUGCUGCUACAUUUGUGUGCCCUUUGGAUGUAAUCAAGACUAGGUUUCAGGUUCACGGCCUGCCCAACCUCCAAAAUCAUCCUAGAAUUAAAGGAAGUCUUAUAGUAGGUAGUUUAGAUCAGAUAUUCCAGAAAGAGGGGCUCCGUGGAAUGUACCGCGGCCUUGGUCCUACUGUCUUGGCCUUACUUCCUAAUUGGGCGGUUUAUUUUACAAUUUAUGACCAGUUCAAAAGCUUUCUUUCUUCCAAUGGUGAGAAUCAUCUUUCACUAGGUGCUACCGUGAUAGCUGCAUCUGGUGCUGGAGCUGCAACAACUAUUUUUACCAAUCCUCUUUGGGUUGUGAAGACAAGACUUCAAACUCAAGGAAUAAGACCAGGAGUGGUGCCAUAUCGAGGUACACUUUCUGCAUUGAGGAGAAUAGCUCAUGAGGAAGGUAUUCGUGGCUUAUACAGUGGUCUUGUGCCUGCAUUGGCUGGCAUCAGCCAUGUUGCCAUUCAAUUUCCAACUUACGAGAAGAUAAAGUCUUAUUUGGCCGAUAGACAUAAUACUACAAUGGAUAAACUAAGUGCGCGUGACGUUGCAGUUGCUUCUUCUGUCUCAAAAAUAUUUGCUUCCACAUUGACAUAUCCACACGAGGUGGUACGCUCAAGGCUUCAAGAGCAGGGUCACCACUCUGAGAAGCGUUACUCCGGUAUGGUUGAUUGCAUUAGGAAAGUAUUUCAGCAAGAUGGUAUCCAUGGUUUCUACCGCGGCUGUGCUACAAACCUUAUCAGGACUACCCCGGCUGCUGUCAUUACAUUCACCAGCUUUGAGAUGAUACACCGGUUUCUUGUUGCUCGCUAUUCCCCGGAUACAUGUCCUAACACAUUAUGAAGGUGAAUUAUAAACCUUAAGAAUUUUUGUGUUGGUACGCCAACUUGCAUCACUGUGGACAGAAAAUGGAAGAAUUGAAAGGUUAGCUUUACAGUUCCUGCUGUCACAGUGGCGAUAUGUUUUCUACAGAUUUCUUGUGCACUUCUUUUUCCUGGUAGUUUUUGUAGUAAAAACCACAGUUAUUGAAAUUUACACCCUCUGGUAGGACUUGGUGUAUCUGAAAGUUGCUAGAGGGGAGAAAAUUCAUGUUACAUUGAUAAUGAUGAUAAUGACGACAAAAAGGGCCGUAUAUUAUAGAUUGAUAACAUUCAAAACAUAAAUUAUUUUUUUCUA